AUGCGCGCGAGCGGGCGACGUUUCGGGGGGAGACGUUUGCGGGGGGCGCGGGUCCCCGGAGAAGGUGCGCGCGAGCGGGCGACGUUUCGGGGGGAGACGUUUGCGGGGGGCGAGGGUCCCCAGAAAAGGUGCGCGCGAGCGGGCGACGUUUCGGGGGGAGACGUUUGCGGGGGGCGCGGGUCCCCGGAGAAGGUGCGCACGAGCGGACGACGUUUCGGGGGGAGACGUUUGCGGGGGGCGCGGGGGUCCGGAGAAGGUGCGCACGAGCGGGCGACGUUUCGGGGGGAGACGUUUGCGGGGGGCGAGGGUCCCCGGAGAAGGUGCGCGCGAGCGGGCGACGUUUCGGGGGGAGACGUUUGCGGGGGGCGCGGGUCCCCGGAGAAGGUGCGCGCGAGCGGGCGGCGUUUCGGGGGGAGACGUUUGCGGGGGGCGCGGGUCCCCGGAGAAGGUGCGCGCGAGGGGGCGGCGUUUCGGGGGGAGACGUUUGCGGGGGGCGCGGGUCCCCGGAGAAGGUGCGCGCGAGCGGGCGACGUUUCGGGGGGAGACGUUUGCGGGGGGCGCGGGUCCCCGGAGAAGGUGCGCGCGAGCGGGCGACGUUUCGGGGGGAGACGUUUGCGGGGGGCGCGGGUCCCCGGAGAAGGUGCGCGCGAGCGGACGACGUUUCGGGGGGAGACGUUUGCGGGGGGCGCGGGUCCCCGGAGAAGGUGCGCACGAGCGGACGACGUUUCGGGGGGAGACGUUUGCGGGGGGCGAGGGUCCCCGGAGAAGGUGCGCGCGAGCGGGCGACGUUUCGGGGGGAGACGUUUGCGAGGGGCGCGGGUCCCCGGAGAAGGUGCGCGCGAGCGGGCGGCGUUUCGGGGGGAGACGUUUGCGGGGGGCGCGGGUCCCCGGAGAAGGUGCGCGCGAGCGGGCGGCGUUUCGGGGGUAGACGUUUGCGGGGGGCGCGGGUCCCCGGAGAAGGUGCGCGCGAGCGGGCGGCGUUUCGGGGGGAGACGUUUGCGGGGGGCGCGGUUCCCCGGAGAAGGUGCGCGCGAGCGGGCGGCGUUUCGGGGGGAGACGUUUGCGGGGGGCGCGGGUCCCCGGAGAAGGUGCGCGCGAGCGGGCGACGUUUCGGGGGGAGACGUUUGCGGGGGGCGCGGGUCCGCGGAGAAGGUGCGCGCGAGCGGACGACGUUUCGGGGGGAGACGUUUGCGGGGGGCGCAGGGGUCCGGAGAAGGUGCGCGCGAGCGGGCGACGUUUCGGGGGGAGACGUUUGCGGGGGGGGCGGGUCCCCGGAGAAGGGUCCCCAGAAAAGGUGCGCGCGAGCGGGCGACGUUUCAGGGGGAGACGUUUGCGGGGGGCGCGGGUCCGCGGAGAAGGUGCGCACGAGCGGACGACGUUUCGGGGGGAGACGUUUGCGGGGGGCGCGGGGGUCCGGAGAAGGUGCGCGCGAGCGGGCGACGUUUCGGGGGGAGACGUUUGCGGGGGGCGCGGGGGUCCGGAGAAGGUGCGCGCGGGCGGGCGACGUUUUGGGGGGAGACGUUUGCGGGGGUUGCGAGGGUCCCCGGAGAAGGUGCGCGCGAGCGGGCGACGUUUCGGGGGGAGACGUUUGCGGGGGGCGCGGGUCCCCGGAGAAGGUGCGCGCGAGCGGGCGACGUUUCGGGGGGAGACGUUUGCGGGGGGCGCGGGUCCCCGGAGAAGGUGCGCGCGAGCGGGCGACGUUUCGGGGGGAGACGUUUGCGGGGGGCGCGGGUCCCCGGAGAAGGUGCGCGCGAGCGGGCGACGUUUCGGGGGGAGACGUUUACGGGGGGCGCGGGUCCCCGGAGAAGGUGCGCGCGAGCGGGCGACGUUUCGGGGGGAGAUGUUGCGGGGGGCGCGGCUCCUCGGAGAAAGUGCGCGCGAGCGGGCUACGUUUCGGGGGGAGACGUUUGCGGGGGGCGCGGGUCCCAGGACAAGGUGCGCGCGAGCGGGCGACGUUUCGGGGGGAGACGUUUGCAAGGGGCGAGGGUCCCCAGAGAAGGUGCGCGCGAGCGGGCGACGUUUCGGGGGGAGAUGUUGCGGGGGGCGCGGCUCCUCGGAGAAGGUGCGCGCGAGCGGGCUACGUUUCGGGGGGAGACGUUUGCGGGGGGCGCGGGUCCCAGGAGAAGGUGCGCGCGAGCGGGCGACGUUUCCGGGGGAGACGUUUGCGGGGGGCGCGGGUCCCCGGAGAAGGUGCGCGCGAGCGGGCGACGUUUCGGGGGGAGACGUUUGUGGGAGGCGUGGGUCCCCGGAGAAGGUGCGCGCGAGCGGGCGACGUUCAGGGGGAGACGUUUGCGGGGGGCGCGGGGGUCCGGAGAAGGUGCGCGCGAGCGGGCGACGUUUCGGGGGGAGACGUUUGCGGGGGGCGCGGGUCCCCGGACAAGGUGCGCGCGAGCGGGCGACGUUUCGGGGGGAGACGUUUGCGGGGGGGGGCGGGUCCCCGGAGAAGGUGCGCGAGAGCGGGCGACGUUUCGGGGGGAGACGCUUGCGGGUCUCGCGUGGGUCCAGAGAAGGUGCGCGCGAGGUGGAGACAUUUCGGGGGGAGACGUUUGCGGGGGGCGCGGGGGUGCGGAAAAGGUGCGCGCGAGCGGGCGACGUUUCGGGGGGAGACGUUUGCGGGGGGGGCGGGUCCCCGGAGAAGGUGCGCGCGAGCGGGCGACGUUUCGGGGGGAGACGUUUGCGGGGGGGGGGCGGGUCCCCGGAGAAGGUGCGCGCGAGCGGGCGACGUUUCGGGGGGAGACGUUUGCGGGGGGCGCGGGUCCCCGGAGAAGGUGCGCGCGAGCGGGCGACGUUUCGGGGGGAGACGUUUGCGGGGGGCGAGGGUCCCCAGAAAAGGUGCGCGCGAGCGGGCGACGUUUCGGGGGGAGACGUUUGCGGGGGGCGCGGGUCCCCGGAGAAGGUGCGCACGAGCGGACGACGUUUCGGGGGGAGACGUUUGCGGGGGGCGCGGGGGUCCGGAGAAGGUGCGCACGAGCGGGCGACGUUUCGGGGGGAGACGUUUGCGGGGGGCGAGGGUCCCCGGAGAAGGUGCGCGCGAGCGGGCGACGUUUCAGGGGGAGACGUUUGCGAGGGGCGCGGGUCCCCGGAGAAGGUGCGCGCGAGCGGGCGGCGUUUCGGGGGGAGACGUUUGCGGGGGGCGCGGGUCCCCGGAGAAGGUGCGCGCAGGCGGGCGACGUUUCGGGGGGAGACGUUUGCGGGGGGCGCGGGUCCCCGGAGAAGGUGCGCGCGAGCGGGCGACGUUUCGGGGGGAGACGUUUGCGGGGGGCGCGGGUCCCCGGAGAAGGUGCGCGCGAGCGGGCGACGUUUCGGGGGGAGACGUUUGCGGGGGGCGCGGGUCCCCGGAGAAGGUGCGCGCGAGCGGGCGACGUUUCGGGGGGAGACGUUUGCGGGGGGCGCGGGUCCCCGGAGAAGGUGCGCACGAGCGGACGACGUUUCGGGGGGAGACGUUUGCGGGGGGCGAGGGUCCCCGGAGAAGGUGCGCGCGAGCGGGCGACGUUUCGGGGGGAGACGUUUGCGGGGGGCGCGGGUCCCCGGAGAGAGUGCGCGCGAGCGGGCGACGUUUCGGGGGGAGACGUUUGCGGGGGGCGCGGGUCCCCGGAGAAGGUGCGCGCGAGCGGGCGACAUUUCGGGGGGAGACGUUUGCGGGGGGCGCGGGUCCCCGGAGAAGGUGCGCGCGAGCGGGCGACGUUUCGGGGGGAGACGUUUGCGGGGGGGCGCGGGUCCCCGGAGAAGGUGCACACGAGCGGACGACGUUUCGGGGGGAGACGUUUGCGGGGGGCGAGGGUCCCCGGAGAAGGUGCGCGCGAGCGGGCGACGUUUCGGGGGGAGACGUUUGCGAGGGGCGCGGGUCCCCGGAGAAGGUGCGCGCGAGCGGGCGGCGUUUCGGGGGGAGACGUUUGCAGGGGGCGCGGGUCCCCGGAGAAGGUGCGCGCGAGCGGGCGACGUUUCGGGGGGAGACGUUUGCGGGGGGCGCGGUUCCCCGGAGCAGGUGCGCGCGAGCGGGCGACGUUUCGGGGGGAGACGUUUGCGGGGCUCGCGGGGGUCCGGAAAAGGUGCGCGCGAGCGGGCGACGUUUCGGGGGGAGACGUUUGCGGGGGGCGCGGGGGUCCGGAAAAGGUGCGCGCGAGCGGGCGACGUUUCGGGGGGAGACGUUUGCGGGGGGCGCGGGGGUCCGGAAAAGGUGCGCGCGAGCGGGCGACGUUUCGGGGGGAGACGUUUGCGGGGGGCGCGGGGGUCCGGAAAAGGUGCGCGCGAGCGGGUGACGUUUCGGGGGGAGACGUUUGCGGGGGGCGUGGGGGUCCGGAGAAGAUGCGCGCGAGCGGGAGACGUUUCGGGGGGAGACGUUUGCGGGGCUCGCGCGUGUCCGAGAAAGGUGCGCGCGAGCGGGCGACGUUUCGGGGGGAGACGUUUGCGGGGCUCGCGCGUGUCCGGAGAAGAUGCGCGCGAGCGGGAGACGUUUCGGGGGGAGACGUUUGCGGGGGGCGCGGGGGUCCGGAGAAGGUGCGCGCGAGCGGGCGACGUUUCGGGGGGAGACGUUUGCGGGGGGCGCGGGGGUCCGGAGAAGGUGCGCGCGAGCGGGCGACGUUUCGGGGGGAGACGUUUGCGGGGGGCGCGGGUCCCCGGAGAAGGUGCGCGCGAGCGGGCGACGUUUCGGGGGGAGACGUUUGCGGGGGGCGCGGGUCCCCGGAGAAGGUGCGCGCGAGCGGGCGACGUUUCGGGGGGAGACGUUUGCGGGGGGCGCGGGUCCGCGGAGAAGGUGCGCGCGAGCGGACGACGUUUCGGGGGGAGACGUUUGCGGGGGGCGCGGGGGUCCGGAGAAGGUGCGCGCGAGCGGGCGACGUUUCGGGGGGAGACGUUUGCGGGGGGGGCGGGUCCCCGGAGAAGGUGUGCGCGAGCGGGCGACGUUUCGGGGGGAGACGUUUGCGGGGGGCGCGGGUCCCCGGAGAAGGUGCGCGCGAGCGGGCGACGUUUCAAGGGGAGACGUUUGUGGGGGCCGCGGGGGUCCGGAGAAGGUGCGCGCGAGCGGGUGACGUUUCGGGGGGAGACGUUUGCGGGGGGCGCGGGUCCCCAGAAAAGGUGCGCGCGAGCGGGCGACGUUUCAGGGGGAGACGUUUGCGGGGGGCGCGGGUCUCCGGAGAAGGUGCGCGCGAGCGGGCGACGUUUCGGGGGGAGACAUUUGCGGGGGGCGAGGGUCCCCGGAGAAAGUGCGCGCGAGCGGGCGACGUUUCGUGGGGAGACGUUUGCGGGGGGGGCGGGUCCCCGGAGAAGGUGCGCGCGAGCGGGCGACGUUUCGGGGGGAGACGUUUGCGGGGGGCGCGGGUCCCCGGAAAAGGUGCGCGCGAGCGGGCGACGUUCGGGGGGAGACGUUUACGGGGGGCGCGGGUCCCCGGAGAAGGUGCGCGCGAGCGGGCGACGUUUCGGGGGGAGACGUUUGCGGGGGGCGCGGGUCCCCGGAGAAGGUGCGCACGAGCGGACGACGUUUCGGGGGGAGACGUUUGCGGGGGGCGCGGGUCCCCGGAGAAGGUGCGCGCGAGCGGGCGACGUUUCGGGGGGAGACGUUUGCGGGGGGCGUGGGGGUCCGGAGAAGGUGCGCGCGGGCGGGCGACGUUUUGGGGGGAGACGUUUGCGGGGGUUGCGAGGGUCCCCGGAGAAGGUGCGCGCGAGCGGGCGACGUUUCGGGGGGAGACGUUUGCGGGGGGCGCGGGUCCCCGGAGAAGGUGCGCGCGAGCGGGCGACGUUUCGGGGGGAGACGUUUGCGGGGGGCGCGGGUCCCCGGAGAAGGUGCGCGCGAGCGGGCGACGUUUCGGGGGGAGACGUUUGCGGGGGGCGCGGGUCCCCGGAGAAGGUGCGCGCGAGCGGGCGACGUUUCAGGGGGAGACGUUUGCGGGGGGCGCGGGUCCCUGGAGAAGGUGCGCGCGAGCAGGCGACGUUUCGGGGGGAGAUGUUGCGGGGGGCGCGGCUCCUCGGAGAAAGUGCGCGCGAGCGGGCUACGUUUCGGGGGGAGACGUUUGCGGGGGGCGCGGGUCCCAGGACAAGGUGCGCGCGAGCGGGCGACGUUUCGGGGGGAGACGUUUGCGGGGGGCGCGGGGGUCCGGAGAAGGUGCGCGCGAGCGGGCGACGUUUCGGGGGGAGACGUUUGCAAGGGGCGAGGGUCCCCAGAGAAGGUGCGCGCGAGCGGGCGACGUUUCGGGGGGAGAUGUUGCGGGGGGCGCGGCUCCUCGGAGAAGGUGCGCGCGAGCGGGCUACGUUUCGGGGGGAGACGUUUGCGGGGGGCGCGGGUCCCAGGACAAGGUGCGCGCGAGCGGGCGACGUUUCCGGGGGAGACGUUUGCGGGGGGCGCGGGUCCCCGGAGAAGGUGCGCGCGAGCGGGCGACGUUUCGGGGGGAGACGUUUGUGGGAGGCGCGGGUCCCCGGAGAAGGUGCGCGCGAGCGGGCGACGUUCAGGGGGAGACGUUUGCGGGGGGCGCGGGGGUCCGGAGAAGAGAAGGUGCGCGCGAGGAGGAGACAUUUCGGGGGGAGACGUUUGCGGGGGGCGCGGGGGUGCGGAAAAGGUGCGCGCGAGCGGGCGACGUUUCGGGGGGAGACGUUUGCGGGGGGCGCGGGGGUCCGGAGAAGUUGCGCGCGAGCGGGCGAGGUUUCAGGGGGAGACGUUUGCGGGGGGCGCGGGGGUCCGUAGAAGGUGCGCGCGAGCGGGCGAGGUUUCGGGGGGAGGCGUUUGCGGGGGGCGCGGGGGUCCGGAGAAGGUGCGCGCGAGCGGGCGACGUUUCGGGGGGAGACGUUUGCAGGGGGCGCGGGGGUCCGGAGAAGGUGCGCGCGAGCGGGCGACGUUUCGGGGGGAGACGUUUGCGGGGGGCGCGGGUCCCCGGAGAAGGUGCGCGCGAGCGGGCGACGUUUCGGGGGGAGACGUUUGCGAAGGGCGCGGGUCCCCGGAGAGGUGCGCGCGAGCGGGCGACGUUUCGGGGGGAGACGUUUGCGGGGGGCGCGGGUCCCCGGAGAAGGUGCGCGCGAGCGGGCGACGUUUCGGGGGGAGACGUUUGCGCGGGGCGCGGGUCCCCGGAGAAGGUGCGCGCGAGCGGGCGACGUUUCGGGGGGAGACGUUUGCGCGGGGCGCGGGUCCCCGGAGAAGGUGCGCGCGAGCGGGGGACGUUUCGGGGGGAGACGUUUGCGGGGGGCGCGGGUCCCCGGAGAAGGUGA
Molecule: messenger RNA, 7191 nt
Organism: Closterium sp. Naga37s-1
Lineage: Eukaryota; Viridiplantae; Streptophyta; Zygnematophyceae; Desmidiales; Closteriaceae
Source: the annotation of a GenBank genome assembly